CAGCCCUAAACAAUUUAAAACACCGAUCUGAGCUAGUUUAUAAACUCAAGAUGCCUUGUUUGUUCAUUUGUUUCAAACCAUAAAUGCAUCAUAGUUUACUGUAUUAGUUUAUUAUUUAUGUAAGUAGAAAGAUUGUCAGAAGUAGUAGGUUAUGCUUUCUUGUGACAGCGACAACCUGGAAAAAAACUUGCAGGAAGUUUUUACAAUUAAUAUUAUAAUCAAAACUGUUAGCUGUGUUUGUGGGGUCAUAUUCUGAGGAGGCCAAGCCCCCCACCCCAUUCAACCCUAUUAAUGCCCCUGUUGGAGACGUUUAAAGCAGCAAAACAAAAGUGGGUAUAUGGAGGGUAUACACAAAUAAAUCCUUAGAAGUUGCUAUACACAAACAACCAUGUGGAAAAGUUUUAAAGCUAAUACAUCUGCAGUCAACUGAUGACUCCAGCCUGCUGUUUUAAUGAUCAUGACGCAAUACAGCAUCCAUUUGUGAGGAAAAACACUUAUGAGUAUGAACUUAUGAGAUGGAGGUCAGAUUUAUUGCAUGUGUUAUUUCCUUGUACAACAGCAAAAUAAGUGACUAAAGCAGCAUGGCAAUUAUGUUAUUUUAUAUACCUUUAAAUAAUGGUGUUAAAGACUAAAAAGGUUUAGUCAAGUGUCAAAAUUCAGUUUCACUGCAUUAAGGUUUAUUUUCAUAUUUGCAGCUUUUGUAUAGCUCUGCGGUAGAGCAUUGUGUUAGCAGCACAAAAGGUGAUGGGUUCAAACCGAGGGAACAUGCUGAUUAAAACAUGUACCUUUUAAUGCACUGUGUUUUUGGAUGAAAGCGUCUGCCAAAAAAUAAAAAUGCAAAAAAUGUCAUGUAAAAUAAGCCUAGACAUUAAAUGUGAGUGUGUUUGUGUAAAGCUAAACUGUGAAUGUAUGAUGCCAUUUCACCAAAUACAUGUUGCUAUUUAAAACAUGAUGAGCUUUUAGCUUAUAUUGAAUUAAGCUGAUUUCUGUUCAUAUCCUGUUAUUUGGAAGACAUUAAUGACAUAUCUGAACAAAUAAUGAACUGAGUGUUUCUGAAAGAAAAUUGAUCAACAUUUAAUCUUGUAGCAACCAGAUUUUAUCAAAGAGCAGUGCUGAGUUCACAGAAUUGAAUUUUCAUGGGACAAAUGUACAUUAAUUACCAUGUUCUGCCAUACACCAUCAUCUGAAAUAAUGUUUUCAUUUAUCUUGGAUAGGUUGGUUACGUCAAUGUUUAGAAAUCUUUUGAAACAACACAUCAAGUUGGUCUGAGUACACAAGAAAGCGUACAGCCUUUCAAAUCCCUUUAAUUUAAUGUACUUAAUUUAAACAAAUUACAGUUUGCAAGUUUCUUACAACAUAUCGAUGAAAAUAAUUUAUAAGUAUAAUUCCAUUGUGUGUGGAUGUGUGUGUUAUGUGUUUGAGCCAGGCACAAAAGGCCACACCUCCGUCCACUGAUCAGGACCAUGUGGUCCCACUUCAAGAAGCUGCCUUAUAAAUCAAGAAGUCGUGUGCUGUCCUUUGCUAAGAACGCAGAACACUGCAGUGAAAAGGUUCAAGCAGAUCAUUGAAAGUGUGGCUGAAUUUAAUCUUAUAUGCGAGUUGAGUAUGAUGCCGAACACAGUUUUUUUCUGCUGGAUUAUGAUGAAUGUCAUGGUGAUGGCAUCUCAUCCAAACCUGAAGCGCAGUCAAAGUUCAUUUACCUUUUCUGAUACUGAUUUUCUACCUGAAGUCGAUCCAUAUCAAUUUGAAAUAAGCUCAGCAGAAGAAAAACCGAUAGAGGAUCUUGGCUUCUAUGAUGAGGACAUGGGUAAAGCUCUACAGCUGCAGAGAAGAGGCACUCGCUCCCCCAGUCGCUGUAUCCCGCAUCAGCAGUCCUGCCUGGGCCACCACCUGCCUUGCUGCAACCCCUGCGAUACGUGCUACUGUCGCUUCUUCAAGGCUUUCUGUUACUGUCGCAGCAUGGACCACACCUGCAAACAUGAUCAUGCAUAGAGCCAGCCAUUAACCUGAACUGGUUAAUGGCUGCAUACAUUUACAGCUUGUACAGCCAAUGAAUGUGAAUAUGGACAUUGCAGACAUACUUUAAAAUACAGCCUUACAUUCACAAUAAGGUUUCUUAUUAUUUAUGCAAAUAUAAUAUGCACAAAGCUAAGGUGAAAUUUUAUUGCAAUUUGUUGUCUUAAAUAUUUUGUAUAUGUAAUUUCAAUAAACCAGGGUUAUUGCAUAAAGUAAGUCUAUGUUGAGUAAAUAUAUAAAAA
Paramisgurnus dabryanus is the source of this 2258-nucleotide messenger RNA. The record is from RefSeq and is a predicted model, not a curated record. Lineage: Eukaryota; Metazoa; Chordata; Actinopteri; Cypriniformes; Cobitidae.